AAGCAAUACAAAGAAGCAGCUGUAAUGAGCUGUCAACAUAAUGUUGGCUAAAACUUCUAUAAAUAAUCCCAUCAAAAAUUAAAGACUUUUCACCAAUCAAAUUCAAGUGUGAUAAACACCCACUAGAAUAGGAAUAGUGUACUUCAUUUGAUCCCGAUCUCUAAGCAAAUAGCUCAGAAAAUCAUGUCUAAUUUGAUUGAGAAAGGGACUAAGAUCAUUGGUGUUGGUCGUAACUAUGUCGACAACAACCCUGCUCCUAUGCCCAAGGAACCAGUACUGUUUUUGAAGCCGACAUCAUCGUACUUAGCAAAUGGAGGAACCAUAGAGAUUCCAGCAUCAAUGGAGAAAGUAGGAGUAUGGUAUGAAGCUGAGCUUGCUGUUGUUAUUGGCAAGAAAGCUCGUGAUGUUUCUGAAGCCGACGCCCUCGAUUAUGUUGCAGGUUAUGCUUUUGGGCUUGAUAUGACUGCAAAGGAACUCCAAGCUACAAUUAAGGCUUCUGGUCUUCCAUGGCUUUUGGCUAAAGGACUAGACACAUUCACACCCAUCAGUGAAAUGAUUCCGAAAUCUCAAGUGCCUGAUCCUCAUGACUUGGAGUUGUGGCUUAAGGUUGAUGGAGAAUUAAAGCAGAAGGGAUCAACAAGAGAUAUGAUUUUCAAGAUACCUUACCUUAUCAGCCACAUUAGCUCUUUCAUGACCCUUCUUGAAGGAGAUGUAAUCCUUACAGGCACCCCAGAAGGAAUUGGAGCAGUGAAAGCAGGUCAGAAAAUAACAGCAGGUAUAACAGGUCUGGUAGACGUUAAUUUUAAUGCUGAAUUGCGGGGCAUACCAGUAAGCACUUAAACAUUAUCAUUUGGCAUGGCAGUCAUAUCUUGUGGAAGCAUGAUUAUUCAUUAGGUUGUUUCAAGUUUUUGUUUUAAGUUGUAUGUAGUGAGAGGUGUGCUCAUAUUGUUCUUUGAACUGAAUUGCAGCUUAUGUUUAUCAGUCAAUAAAAUUUUGCAUGAUUUAUGUUUGUAUUGUUUUCAACAAGUUAGUAUUACAAAGUAAUAAUGCUACAAUUGAAUAGUAAAUACAAUUGUAGCCACCGUUGUAUUUGGCAAAUGAUCUUCAUAAACUUUAUCGGUUUUUAGACCGAUAUGUUUUAAUGUGAUAAUAAAUUUGUUCUUGUCA
This is a messenger RNA of Amaranthus tricolor (Joseph's coat), 1167 nucleotides long. RefSeq names its product probable acylpyruvase FAHD1, mitochondrial. The coding region runs from base 184 to 840 and encodes 218 amino acids. Gene Ontology annotation, molecular function: acetylpyruvate hydrolase activity. The record is from RefSeq and is a predicted model, not a curated record. The transcript is spliced from 7 exons. Gene Ontology annotation, cellular component: mitochondrion. NCBI's taxonomy places the organism in Eukaryota, Viridiplantae, Streptophyta, Magnoliopsida, Caryophyllales, Amaranthaceae.